Messenger RNA from Zingiber officinale, 1825 nucleotides. RefSeq lists its product as uncharacterized. Lineage: Eukaryota; Viridiplantae; Streptophyta; Magnoliopsida; Zingiberales; Zingiberaceae. The transcript is spliced from 7 exons. The coding region runs from base 934 to 1470 and encodes 178 amino acids. The record is from RefSeq and is a predicted model, not a curated record.
ACGACGAGAAGGUAUUUUUCCUUGUACGGACGAAGUGGGAGAAGGGAUGGGAAUCGAGGUGGGGACAGCGGGCGAAGGAGAGAGGGGGCGCUGGGGCAACGUUCGGCCACCUGACGAGGCGGAAGCAGGUGGACUCUAAUCGCGAAAGGGCCGGCGUAGGUCAACAGCUCGCCAAUGCGGGGUCGGUUCCGCAGCUUGUGGCCUUAGGUGCUGGAGUCUAUGUUCUUAUUGGUAUUGUCACCAGAGAGAGUGCAGGACCAGCUCUCACCAACUCCUUUCUCAUUGCUGGGAUAGCAGCUGCUCUUUCAGCUUUCUCUUUACGCAGAGCUUUCAAGCCAAUGCCCUUUUGCAGGAAGUGCCUACCACUAUUCAUAUAUUGGUGUUGGAGAACAGUAAUUAUUUGUUUUUUUCAAUAAUAAAUCAAAUUUGUGAUAUUAUCGAAUGACAAACCAUUGCAAGAUAUUGUAAUUAAACUAGUCCUGGUAUUACUUGAGCUUUAAAAUUGUGGGAUGUGUUAACAUGAAAAAUAAAUUAUACUAUAUUAUGACUGUAGAAUGAUGCGUAUCAAUCAUUCUGUUAGUUAUAAGCUAGUUGCUAUUCUAUGUUUGUUAUCUUUCUUGUCAGUGUUGCUUUUGGCUGGGCUUUAAUUCUUGAAUAUACAAUUGGCAGGUCAACCGUUGCACGUGGCAUAUCUCGAAACUUGGCAUUAGUUUUUGGAGGAAAAGAUAGUCUACCUUCAUUUAUGGCACGUAUUCAGAUUCCAGGCACUGAUAUUGUGGUCGAUCCCUGUGCUGCUAUUCUAGUGCUGCUUGUGACUACAUUAUUAUACAUAGGGAUAAAAAAGAGCACAUUUGUACAAGGAAUUAUCACUAUAAAUGUUUGUGUCUUGUUAUUUGUCAUCAUUGCUGGUGGAUAUCUUGGCUUCAAGACUGGAUGGGUUGGGUAUAUUGUAGCUGGCGGGUCAGUGUUGGCACACUUCUUGCAUUCACCAUAGUUGCAGUUUCAAUCUUGAUACUGAGAUAUGUUCCACCAAGUGAGGUUCUGCUGCCAUCAUUUCUCCAGCAGUCAAUUGAUUCAGUUUCAUUUCACCAUAAUUUUCAAAAUAAUGGGGAAGAGGCAGAUUCUUCUGGAAUUAUCUGCAGUAACCAAGACCAAGAUGAUGGCAUAUCUCAAGAAGUUUCUAAGGAAUCAUCUGAUUAUCCUCUGAUUGCAAAGGAAAGUAACAAAGAUACGGAGGAAUCCCCAUCACCAAAUUCUCCUCCAAGAUCCUUGCCAAGGUCAUCGAGUACUGCGAGAAGCACGUCAAUGUCCAGGACAUCGAAGAACUCAUUCGUUGGGAUGAAGAAUUCGUUAAGGUCGAAGAGUCCACCCUAUUACAUCUUGUCUUGGUUACUCUGGUGUUAUCAACAGAUGCAUGAAAUGAUUGAUAUUGUGCAAAAAGGCGGGUCCCGCUGCCCAGCGGCCCCCUAGGCCUGGCCCCACAGGGAUCCUAGGAGGAGGUAAAUCAGCGGUGAAUGCUGGCCCGGGUAAAGCGUGGUGUCUCCGGAAUUUAACACAGCCGGCCCAAAUUAUUCAUCCAGUGCGCGUCCAUGGACCUUCGACCAUACGACUCAUUGUGCAAGGAUGCCACAUCUUAACCGGUUGAUCCAGCCCGCGGGGGCUGAAAUGAUUGAUAUUGUUUCUAUGAUUGAUCAACUUCUUCUAAUGUAUUCUUAUGUAGAACAACACUUACCUUAUUCUGCUAACCAUAAUUGGCACUGUUAAUGUUUCUUUUAAAACCAGAAAUCUUCCAAGUAAUCAAUUUCCAUAUGAAAAUUUUCUUUCA